UUAAGUUAGAGAGAGAGAGAGAGAGAGAGAGAGAGCUCAGAAUGGCAGGCAUCGGGUUUUCUUCGGCCUUGUCUUCCACAAGAAGCUUUCGGACAUCUUGCUUGGUAUCCGAAACUCAUAUUGGAAGGACCAUGCCGGGGAAACUACUUCACCGGAAAAAUUUGAACAUUAAAGCAGAAGUGAGUUAUGUGAAUGCUGAAGAAGCAAAGAAACUAAUAUCAGUUGAGGAGUAUACAAUUCUGGAUGUGCGGGACAAAUCUCAAUAUGACAGAGCUCAUAUAAAAUCAUGUUAUCAUGUGCCUCUUUUUAUUGAAAACCAAGAUAAUGAUUUUGGAACAAUCCUAAAGAGGACAGUACACAACAAUUUUUCGGGGUUGUUCUUUGGGCUGCCAUUCACUAAACUCAACCCUGAUUUUGUGCAAUCUGUUAAGAGCCAAUUUUCGCCUGGAAGUAAACUCUUAUUAGUCUGUCAAGAGGGAUUGAGGUCUGCUGUUGCUGCAAAAGAGCUAGAACAAGCUGGUUUUCAAAACAUAGCAUGCAUAACAUCAGGCCUUCAAGCUGUGAAACCAGGAACAUUUGAUUCUGUUGGAACCACUGAAUUACAGGAUGCGGGCAAAGGCGGAUUGAUUACAGUUCAGGGAAAAAUCUCAGCUGUACUAGGAACUGUACUUGUCUGUGCAUAUCUAUUCAUUACCUUCUUCCCGGAGCAGGCAGAGAAGCUGUUCCAAAUUGCACCAGUGAGCUAGGCUUCAUUAAAAGCUAAAACUUUGCAGUACCACUCAAAUAGUUUUAAAAUGUGGGAGGAAAGUCUGUUAAUAUGUAUAAUGAUAGUAGAAAGCCAUUUUUAAUGCGUGGUUACUAUGCUUUCGAUGUAAAAAGUGCAAGCCCCUACUCAUUAUAUGCUGCUACUAACCAACCAUGUUUGUUAAAAUGGGGUAAUGAAAUCGCUUGAAUCUAUGCAUA
Juglans regia (Persian walnut) is the source of this 963-nucleotide messenger RNA. Its product is annotated as rhodanese-like domain-containing protein 9, chloroplastic. The record is from RefSeq and is a predicted model, not a curated record. Gene Ontology annotation, cellular component: chloroplast. The transcript is spliced from 6 exons. The coding region runs from base 42 to 746 and encodes 234 amino acids. Lineage: Eukaryota; Viridiplantae; Streptophyta; Magnoliopsida; Fagales; Juglandaceae.